AUGGAGAUCACCAUCAUGGGCUCACAGGAUCCUAGAAGCUUGGAGCUGGCCGUGCUGCGGCUGCGGCAGGGAGCGAACGCGUGCCUUGCAUUCCACGAUAUUUCACCGCAAGCUCCAACCCAUUUCCUAGUGAUCCCCAAGAAGCCGAUUGUCAGGUUAUCUGAAGCAGAAGAUUCUGAUGAAUCUCUUCUUGGACAUUUAAUGAUUGUUGGCAAGAAAUGUGCUGCUAACCUGGGCCUGACCAAUGGAUUCCGGAUGGUUGUGAAUGAAGGGCCAGAGGGUGGGCAGUCUGUCUAUCACGUGCAUCUCCAUGUUCUGGGUGGUCGUCAGUUGGGUUGGCCUCCUGGCUGA
Molecule: messenger RNA, 351 nt
Organism: Chaetura pelagica (chimney swift)
Lineage: Eukaryota; Metazoa; Chordata; Aves; Apodiformes; Apodidae
Gene: HINT1
Product: histidine triad nucleotide binding protein 1
Exons: 4
Coding region: 1-351 (116 amino acids)
Biological process (GO): purine ribonucleotide catabolic process
Cellular component (GO): nucleus; cytoplasm
Molecular function (GO): hydrolase activity
Source: RefSeq, a predicted model, not a curated record